This is a messenger RNA of Eriocheir sinensis (Chinese mitten crab), 910 nucleotides long. RefSeq lists its product as uncharacterized. Gene Ontology annotation, biological process: synapse organization. The transcript has 3 exons. Lineage: Eukaryota; Metazoa; Arthropoda; Malacostraca; Decapoda; Varunidae. Bases 191 to 910 code for a protein of 239 amino acids. The record is from RefSeq and is a predicted model, not a curated record. Gene Ontology annotation, cellular component: neuron projection membrane.
UGCAGGGGCGGUACAUGGCGCAGCUCGCUUCUUGGGCUACGUACCGCCCGACGACCACCACGUGCCAUCUCGUGUGGACCUCUCAGCACGACCUGAACACGACGCCGAUGUCAAGCUGCCCGGAAGACACUACCCUAAGCUUCCAUACACAGUGGUUGACCCGCAAGACCACGAGACCAGCAGGCAUCCGAUGCCACAUCCCUUCCCCCACCCGCCUGAUAAGGACAAUGAGUACGACUACAACACGUAUGGAGACUACUAUUGGGCUGAGGAGGAGGGCACGGAUACAGAGGAGCACUUAAGUUCCCUGCAGAGUGACACAUCAGUGACAUCACUCUCCUCUUCCUCCUCCUCGUCGUCGUCGUCCUCCUCCUCCUCCUCCUCCUCCUCUUCAGCACCACCUGUAUCCCUUGAACCCAGUCCGCGGUUCGACAGGGAUCAGCCGAGAAGUGUAAAAGUUCAGGCGGGAAAAACUGCCGUGUUGGUCUGCCGUGUGCUGAACCUCGGGGACAAGUCGGUGUCGUGGAUCAGACACGAGGACCUGCACAUCCUUACCGUGGACAAGUACAAGUACAGCACGGAUAACCGUCUUAGUGUGGAGCACGACGAGGCGUCGCACGAGUGGCUGCUGAGGAUACAGAGUGUGGCCCAGGAGGAUGCUGGCAUGUACGAGUGCCAGGUCUCGACCAAACCGCUGCUCAGCUUUAUUGUCAGCCUACAGGUGGUGGACGCCCCGACACCCACCACGCCCUUCCCGAGCCUUCGCGACGCCGAGGGGGUCGCCGAACCCACCCCGAGGCCCGAGAGAAGAGGUAAAAGAAACAGUUUGCCCCUUAGCGAGGUUCUACCACUACUCACCAUGCCCAUGUUUGACGCGACUAACUCUGUUGACAAUAAAAUGAUAAUGUAG